This is a messenger RNA of Ilex paraguariensis (yerba mate), 918 nucleotides long. NCBI's taxonomy places the organism in Eukaryota, Viridiplantae, Streptophyta, Magnoliopsida, Aquifoliales, Aquifoliaceae. The record is from the annotation of a GenBank genome assembly.
AUGAGUGCCCCUAAGAUUGUUCUGGUCACAGGUUGUGCCAAAGGUGGAAUUGGGUAUGAGUACUGCAAGGCAUUCGCGGAUCAAAAUUGCCGCGUUUUCGCAUCUGAUAUCUGCCCGCGCAUGCAUGACAUGUUAGAACUGCAAUCGGAUAGGAUUGAGACGCUUGAACUCGAUGUGUCGGCUGAUGAAAGCGUGGCAUCGGCUGUGAACACUGUUGUAUCCAAAUGUGGCCGGAUAGAUGUCCUGAUCAAUAAUGCUGGGAUAGGAAGUACUGGUCCUCUAGCUGAGCUUCCAUUGGAUGCAAUUCGGAAAGCUUAUGAAAUUAACACAUUGGGGCAAUUAAGGAUGGUACAACAUGUAGUGCCUCACAUGGCAGCCCAAGGCAGUGGAAGUAUAGUAAAUGUAGGUAGUGUUGUGGGGAGAGUACCCACCCCAUGGGCUGGGUCUUAUUGUGCUAGCAAGGCUGCGGUGCAUGCCAUAUCGAACACUUUACGUGUCGAGUUGAGGCCAUUUGGUAUCAAUAUAGUGCUGGUGGUUCCCGGGUCUGUAAGAUCAAACUUUGGUAGCAACAGCACGGAGAAAUUGGAAAAUUAUGACUGGAAACUUUAUAAGGAUUUCAAGGAAGCCAUCGCAGAACGAGCAAGGGCCUCCCAAGGUGGUAAAGCAACCGAUGCAGCAGUGUUUGCAAGGCACGUUGUGAAGAAGGUUUUAAGUCCUAGACCUCCUAAGCAGAUAAUAUUGGGUCACAUGACGGGUUUGUUUGCUAUUCUUUCAUGGUCUCCCCUAUGGGCGAGAGAUCUUUUCUUUUCGACUCGAUUCAAACUAAACAAGAAGUUACGACGUUGUACCGAAAGGUUUAUGGAUUUUGGAGGCAAAACUUUUGCUCUGGUGGUUGAGUAUGUACUGAGCUCUGAAUAA